CACUCAGCAGCAUCCACACCAAGACUUCUUCAGCCCUCCUCUCUCCAGCCUUGCUGAGCUCUUCACUGAGCCCCAGCCAUGAGGUUCCUCUGCCUUGUCCUCACUAUCUUCCUACUGGUCUCCUUCACUGUCCCAGGCUAUGGGCAGAUGGUGAAGUACUGCCACAAGUCUGGGUACUGCUCCAGCAAGUGUGGCAAGGCAGAGGUGUGGUCCUUGUCCUCUGACUGCAAGCAGUACUGCUGCAUCCCAUACACCUGGAAAGGGAAAUAAGAGCUGGAAACCAACGUUCUGGGGAAGAAGAGGCACCAGGAUGGCUUCAGGAGCAGCUUCUCAACUGUCUAACCCUUUCCUUGUUCUCUCUUCUCAAUAAUUAAAA
This is a messenger RNA of Pogoniulus pusillus (Red-fronted tinkerbird), 376 nucleotides long. Its product is annotated as cygnin-like. NCBI's taxonomy places the organism in Eukaryota, Metazoa, Chordata, Aves, Piciformes, Lybiidae. The record is from RefSeq and is a predicted model, not a curated record. The coding region runs from base 79 to 270 and encodes 63 amino acids. The transcript has 2 exons.